GUAAUUUUAAUUAUUUUGGCUGUUCAGCUCUGUUCUCUCUCUCUCUCUCACUCUACUCUCCACUUCCAUAAAACGAUCUCCCAUCAAUCCAAAACCCCUACUUUUCCGAUAAACCCCCCAAAACGUUUCCAUUUCCGAGAAAAUCUUCCUCAACAUUUUCCUGCCAGCCAAACGCCCAACCUUUCCAUGCUCCAAUGGACACCCGCCGAGUCGCGCGCACAGUAAUCGACCCCAAGGUCCGCAAGGUCGGGUUCUUCACCCCCGGGGCCCCACCGGACCGGUCACUCUCUGGCCCGCCCGACCCGAUCACCUCCUCCUCCGCGUCCUCCCCGCCGAUCUCUGACCUCCCCCCCUCCGGCAACUCCCUCUCUCCGGUCAUGAUCCCUCCGCCACGUCACUCCUCCGCCGACACCGUCCUCCUCUCCUCUUCCCGUCCGGUUCCGCCCUCCCCUCUCCGCCGGGAUUCCCUCACCUCCGCCGGUUGCAUCCACAACCCCUCUGAGUUCUUCCCCUCCUCAUCCCCGACGGCACCGUCCUCCUACGCUGGCAGGGUGGUCGAGUUCCCCGACGACCCCAGGGGAAAUUCGGUAAAAGUGGCCACAGGUGCGUCGUCGUUUCCCGGAGGAGGGUUUGAUCUGACGGCCGUGAAGACGAGUAGCGUGCCCGCCAGCCGGUUUACGACGGUUUCGGUGAUGAAGACGAUGCCUCCUGGUCUUUCUGAAACAAUUGUAGAAAAGGUAGGAGGAUCAUUUGAAGUGGAAAAUGAUCGACCUGCAAGUUCAAAGUCACUGAAGGAGAAAACUUCAAAAGCUGAAAGGCGUGCCCUGCAAGAGGCUCAACGAGCUGCAAAAGCUGCUGCAAAAGCUGAAGGAAGUAAACUACCUUCUACUUCUGAGGCAGCGAUGUCUGCAAAUGUAAAACCAGCUAAAGCCACAAAGGCUCCUUCACAAAAGAAUGACAGUGCUACAGUUUCAGCUUCUGAGAAGAAGGGAGGUGACCGCCCACCAGAAAAAGAUAGGAAGAAAGAUGUUCCUCAUCCACGCAUGCAAUAUGAUGAUAAGAGCCGAGUGGAAAAGGCAAAAAGGCGUGCAGUGGUAAAACAAACUGAAGCUAGGAACCGAGUUGAAUUGUUUAGGCAUUUGCCUCAAUAUGAACAUGGAACUCAGCUUCCUGAUCUCGAGACAAAGUUUUUCCAACUUGAUCCCGUACAUCCUGCUAUAUACAAGGUUGGAUUACAGUAUUUAUCAGGAGAUAUAUCUGGUGGCAAUGCUCGUUGUAUUGCAAUGCUUGAGGCAUUUCAAGAAGCUAUCAAAGACCACUCAACACCACCUGAAAAAACUCUUAGUAGAGACUUGACUGCAAAAUUAAGUAGUUAUGUUUCAUUUCUUAUUGAGUGCAGGCCUCUUUCAAUCAGCAUGGGUAAUGCAAUUAGGUUUCUAAAGAGUCAUAUUGCUAAGUUACCUUUGACUCUGUCUGAAUCAGAAGCAAAAGCAUCUCUUCAGUCGGACAUUUAUAAUUUCAUAAAUGAGAAAAUCAUACUUGCUGACAAAGUGAUAGUCGACCAUGCUGUUACAAAAAUUAGGGAUGGUGAUGUUCUUCUUACAUAUGGGGCAUCUACUGCAGUUGAAAUGAUUCUAUUACAUGCCCAUGAGCUUGGCAAACAGUUCCGAGUUGUGGUAGUGGACUCUCGCCCAAAGCUUGAGGGGCAACUUUUACUUCGUAGGUUGGUGGGAAAGGGCCUUAGCUGUACGUACAUUCAUAUAACUGCCAUUUCUUACAUCAUGCAUGAAGUUAGUAGAAUAUUUCUGGGUGCUUCAUCAGUAUUGUCUAAUGGAACGGUUUACUCAAGAGUUGGGACAGCAUGUGUUGCAAUGGUUGCUCACGAAUUUCGUGUACCUGUCCUAGUGUGCUGCGAGGCAUAUAAGUUUCAUGAAAGGGUACAGCUUGAUUCAAUAUGCUCGAAUGAACUUGGCAAUCCAGAUGCCAUUUCAAAAGUUCCUGGUAGAGGGGACAUUAACUAUUUGGAUGGUUGCACUAAUAGUGAGAAUCUGCAACUUCUGAAUCUGAUUUAUGAUGCAACGCCUUCAGAUUAUGUUUCACUGAUUAUCACAGAUUAUGGCAUGGUCCCGCUGACCAGUGUGCCGGUCAUUGUGCGAGAAUAUCGGAGAGAACACAUAUGGAUAUAGGUGGCUUGGAUAGCUUCUCCAAAAUUUUGUUUGCUGAGUGGCCAAUAAGUUGGUUUCUUCUCUCUUUUUCCAUCUUUUGGGAACAAUGUUUGUACUCCCCAUCAAAUUUGGGCUCUUAUCUUUUUGACCGGAUUUCACCCGACUCAGUGAAGAGUGCGUUUCCUAUGCCUCUCCGAGCAGAUUUGGUGUUGUGCUCUCUGCUUGUUGUAACAAUUAUUAUUUUCCUGCUGUGGAAUGCAGAAUGCAGACAACAAUUUUGUUGCUAGAUGUUCUCACGUGCUUUAAAUUGAAUUGCUUUUAUUGGAUAUC
Corylus avellana is the source of this 2495-nucleotide messenger RNA. Its product is annotated as NagB/RpiA/CoA transferase-like superfamily protein. The record is from RefSeq and is a predicted model, not a curated record. NCBI's taxonomy places the organism in Eukaryota, Viridiplantae, Streptophyta, Magnoliopsida, Fagales, Betulaceae.